Molecule: messenger RNA, 968 nt
Organism: Raphanus sativus (radish)
Lineage: Eukaryota; Viridiplantae; Streptophyta; Magnoliopsida; Brassicales; Brassicaceae
Product: mediator of RNA polymerase II transcription subunit 18
Exons: 6
Coding region: 128-784 (218 amino acids)
Biological process (GO): regulation of transcription by RNA polymerase II; termination of RNA polymerase II transcription
Cellular component (GO): core mediator complex; mediator complex
Molecular function (GO): transcription coregulator activity
Source: RefSeq, a predicted model, not a curated record
ACAAGUAAAUCAGUUAAUUGCAACUCGAAUUAUAUUUCUGGGCGUAGAAUCCCCAUUCUUAGGUGAGGGCGAACGAGGUUUAGAGUUUGGGGACUAGUUUCGCUAUCAGAUUCGAAAAAGCAAUUCAAUGGAGUGUGUUGUUCAAGGAAUCAUUGAGACACAGCAUGUUGAAGCUCUUGAGAUCCUUCUUCAAGGUCUUUGUGGUGUUCAACGCGAACGCUUGAGAGUUCAUGAGCUAACUUUAAAAAGCGUCCCAAAUCUUGGAGUUGUAUCUUCAGAAGUUAGGCUUUUAUGUGACCUUGACCAACAACCAGAGCCCACAUGGACGGUUAAACAUGUUGGAGGUGCGAUGAGAGGUGCAGGAGCUGAUCAGAUCUCUGUUAUGGUAAGAACCAUGAUCGAGAGUAAAGUCAGCAAGAACGCUCUGCGUAUGUUCUACUCCCUCGGUUACAAACUAGACCACGAGCUUCUCAAAGUUGGCUUCGCUUUCCACUUCCAACGGGCCGCGCAGAUAAGCGUCUCCGUGUCUUCGGUGAACAAGAUGCCUAAGAUUCAUGCCAUAGAUGAGGCUGUUCCCGUAACGCCUGGGAUGCAGAUUGUUGUUGUUACGGCUCCAGCGACACCUGAGAACUACGGUGAAGUCGCAGCUGCUGUUUCAUCUUUCUGUGAAUUUCUCGCUCCGCUUGUGCACUUGUCGAAACCCUUCAUCUCUACGGGAGUUGUGCCGACCGCUGCUGCGGCUGCUGCAUCUCUUAUGUCGGAUGGAGGUGGUACUACAUUGUGAGAAGUUUUCUUUGUGUUCUCUCAUGUUUUAGAUCUUUUUGGUUUCACAUCACACAAUGGGCUAGUGAGUGAUACUGAGGUCGAGAGUUGGAACCUCUCUCACCCCAUUUCUACUAUUUUAGCCUUUGUAUUUUUGAAAGAAGAGACAGUGGAGCUUUGGAAUUGGUCAAAUUAUUCUUUAUGCA